This is a messenger RNA of Drosophila eugracilis, 369 nucleotides long. Its product is annotated as protein NCBP2AS2 homolog. The transcript is spliced from 2 exons. The coding region runs from base 1 to 258 and encodes 85 amino acids. Lineage: Eukaryota; Metazoa; Arthropoda; Insecta; Diptera; Drosophilidae. The record is from RefSeq and is a predicted model, not a curated record.
AUGGUGCUGCGACUGCUGAUGCGCUACUUAGCCAACAACGAGCAGCUCAUCCAGCGUAUGGCGGAGAGCUACCCCAUGAGACGAGCUGCCCAGUUGGUAGUUUCCCUAAUGUAUCGCACCAAGGACUUAGCAAGAGAGCAGGGACUGCACGAAAUGACGCCAGAGCGCUUUAAGUCAUUCAUCAACAUGUUCAAGAACAACGUGCGGCAAGAACUGGAGGGAGUCAAGAAAGAACUCAAUAGCAAGAAAAAGAACUAAGGGUCUGUUUUCAACUUGGCCAACUCAACCAAUUGUAAAUAAACGGCAAGAUAAAUUUUAGUCAAUUUUAGUAAACACAGGUGAAUAAAUUUUGAAGCCGAAGCAUUGAAA